AUGGACGACUUUACAGAGCGCAUGUUGGAAAGGACACAAAGGCGUCAAGAGUUACUUGCAUCCACUUUGUCCCAGGUAUCUCAACCAGUGCUCCCGCCUUCAUCAUCGAUGAUGGAAACCUCACCAAUAAUUCAGCAAUCACUUUCACCACCUUCACGUCGUCAGCGACGCACACGCCUUGCUGAACUUGCAAGCCAAGUAGAUCAAUGGUUGUCAGAUGAUCAGAACUUUAAACAAAGUGAAAAUAUUUCCAAUCACACGAAGACAAUACAAAUUAAUGACAGCCAAAAUGAAUCAAAAAAAUUAACAAUUUCGUCUCCAAAAUAUGCUAUUACAAAAGAUAUAAUUGAGACUAAUGAAAAUAAAUCAGCUACUAUACAGCAACCAAAACAAAAGCAGGAUAAUAAUAAACUGAAGCAAUUUCGCCAAUUGCAGCAGUCAGAUGAUCGACCUUUGCCUCAAAAACAUUCACCAAAUCUCACAGCUACUACUUUGACAGUUGCACAACGUCGAGCUUUAUUUGAGCCAAACAAUGCUACUCAACAGCAGAGUAAAAAACCAAUUACCACUACUACCGUCACCAUAUCUCUGACUAAAACUACUCCUGCCGCUGUUAUUACUAAAACCUCGACAACUGCUACCAAUGAAGCAACUGAAGAAUCUGUAGUAGACGUAAUUAAAACACCACCACGUCCUAUUCCUUGUAGUGCAUCUACCCCACCUUCAAGACGUGGCACUAGACCUAGAAUGAGCCAUGGUGCUGCUGCAGCCUCAAACAAUUUGACUGAACAGCAACGAUCCAUAUGGACUCCCCCGUGUAUAAAAAAUGUGCUUCUAAAAAAGAAAUUGAUCAAUGAACUGGAAGAUGGGGAACAAAUGACCGAUAAUUGCCCAAAAGAUAAAGUUGGAAUGAGAAGUCCUUUUGAUAAGUUUAAUCCAGAUUGUAUAAAAUACAAGCCGGCUUCACCAUCUGCCAACUUGUAUCCGGACCUAUCUUUGAUAGCAGAUGAUGAUCAUGAUAUCAAACCUUUGAUGACUCCAUUGGAAAUCCAAUCUAUGGCAUGCAAGAGACGCAGCAAUGGAAGCAGCGCUUUAAAUACUUCUACUGCAUCUUCUGAAUCUGUACCUGAAGACUGCGAUAAUGCUGAAAUUUUGGGUGCUAAACGCUAUCGGAGCCAACAAAAAGAAAAAAAUCCAGAGACAAUUGACGUAGCUGCACUUCUAGAGGAAACUUCGCCAUCUACGCCUGUCACAGGGAUUAAUACCACCCCUGGUGGCGGCCACUGCUCUAUGCUGUCAAGCCAUGCAGGUAGUCCGCUGUCUCAGGCUUGUUCCAGUUUUAUAUUCCAUCGUGGCAAUGAAAGUCUCUGUGGUAACAAAAGUUUUUCUACCUCAAUGGAGCAAAGACAAGGGUUAGAAGAUCAGCAAUUCAAUGCACAGGCCAAUCAAUUGCCUGAGUCACGGCUCAUUGAUAAAUACUUCGAGUUUGUGAAUUCCGAUGGAGAAGAGGAAGCAGCGGAACUUAUUCCCAAUAAUGUCCAAUCGCCUAAUCAGUCUGGUCCUCGUGGUCGACUUCAGUUUGACAACGGCAAACAUAUUGUUGACAAUUUUGAACCUGACAAACAUAACAGUAGCAGCAGCAGCAACAGCAGCAGUAGUAGCAAAAAUAUGAAGCCAGCACUUUUACACACAGUUAGCACGUAUCGUAAACAACAGCAACAACUCAGAUUAAAUGGCAUAAAUUCUUCUAGCAAGCAACAAAUGAGAAUUCCAGAACGAGUAAAUGAAGAACAGGAUGAUGAUACUGACGAAGAAGAAAUGUACUUGCAAGAGCUGGAUAAAGUAGCGCAACGAGCUAGAGACUUGGAACGGACUGUGGUGCCAGAGCAAGACCGCAUUAUUGAACAAGCUACCCAAGCUUUGAAUAUUUGCGAUGUAUACAGGCAAAAAAAUACCCUUCGCCCAGUGAUUUCUCAUCAAUUUUCACCUGAGCAUGUGCACGCUGAACGACUUUUAUUGAUUGCAGGUUUGAGACGAACAGAUGCAGUUCGUGAGGCGCAACGCCUUCGUGUUGAACAAACAUUGUUACCAGGCGGUAUUAUGGGCCAAAGGUCUACUUACUUAAACACUCACGGUGAUGGAAAGACUCUUGUUAUUCAGAGUCUGCGCGUUCCUAUAUUAUCAUCUGUGAAUAGUGGUGGAAACCACAAUAAGAUUAAACAUAAUUCAAGUGAGAGAUUAGAAAACCUUACCAGAUGGCCAGGGGGAUAUAGGUAUUUUGUGUGUGCUAUCCGAGCAGUAGCUACGGUUCACCGGCCUCCAGUGACUGCUGCUUCCCGACCGGCUGAUGCAGUUGAAGAAUCAGUGCUCCGAUUUUCCAAUGAUUCUACCACCUGUCGUAGCAAGGAUGAAAUAAAUUAUGGAUAUGUUGAAUUUAUCACUAAAAAAAGAAUCAAAAACUCUGGUAGCCGAAAGUGUGCAGGUCCAACCGAAUCAGAGGGUGCUCCUAUUAUGAUCCAUGGGUUGGAUGACAGAGGAUGGAAAAUCACUGUUGAGCUAUAUGGUGUAUCACCAACAGGUACUGGGGAGAAUGACCACCACAAUGGUGGUAAUAAUGUUAAGGAACACGAUGUCCACGAAAAUAGGAGUGUAUUGGACAAGUUAUGGUCUACAGUCACUACCCCGAGUAAGGAAGCUAAAAAACACCAUGGCUCAACAGCAACGACAUGUAUUGAAUCACCAGGUGGACCAAUGGCUGUGCGUAACACAGUGUUUCGACAACUUGGUUACUUUGUCUUUUCUGACGGUCAGGUGGACCGCAAGCAGUUUACUUUGAAUAAGGUGCAUCAAUCUGGUGGUGUUCCAAGCAGUUCAAGAGUUACUACAAAUGCUGUUGCAGAAGAAACGGUGCGCGUCCACAUGUGCCUACUGGAAGAAGGAGAGCAAUAUGAAGAUGAUUCAGGUGCAAAUAAUUUGGAAAACAAAUCUUUGGAAUCAAAUACAUAUACUGCCAGUGGCAGUAAAGCAGCUUGUGCACAAAAACCACUGAAAUUUCCGUCUGAGUGCAAACGUUUGGAAGGAUUUUUAACACUUUUUGAUGAUCAUGAGUUGCGUUCACACAAUUUUGUACGGGAGUCUCAGUGGCAACGUCGUACGAACAUUGGUGAUUGCACAAAAGGUGGCACGACUUCAUGGCGUCGUCUUUGGUUUCGGGCUGAAAUAAUUGACAUAAAUCAAGAAAAGUCUAUAAAUACCAGUGACAAAUCACAAGAACAGCAAAACAACAUCAAUUUAAAGCAGCGAACCAUGGUGUUACGCUAUUGGAUGUACCCAGAGCAUGCUGAACAAGAGCGAGAGCCAUUGGGUAGCAUUGACUUGAACUGUUGUUUGCCGCCACCGCCACCUGAAGAGGAAAUUACAACUGCUGCCUUAGGUGAGCAGCAGAAACAUAAGCAGAAUCCAAUCCCUGCAGCUCCGGCUCUUCCAGACCUAUGCACCCGACCAAAUACUCUGCGUUUGAUUUUGUAUAAUGUUGGUGCUGCAUGUGAUAACUUGAAUGAUGGAAAUAACAGCGAUGACAAAACUCAUGAAGUGCUGCUGUUGGCUGCUGACACAGCAGAUGAACGGCGUGAGUGGUGUGAAACGGUUAAUGCAGCAGUGAGUGCUAUAAGUGAGCACCGUGAACAGAUCAGGUUAGCUUUGGCUUCUCAAUUGAAGAAAAAACAAUAUAAUAAUGAAAAGGAACAACAACAACUCCGAAACCAAGUUGAACAACGUACUGGUGCUUGGCCUACUACACCCGGUGGUACUCGCCAAUAUAGCAGUAAAAAAAAGAAGUUCUACAAAUAA
Macrosiphum euphorbiae (potato aphid) is the source of this 3849-nucleotide messenger RNA. NCBI's taxonomy places the organism in Eukaryota, Metazoa, Arthropoda, Insecta, Hemiptera, Aphididae. The record is from the annotation of a GenBank genome assembly.